UGUUCUGGCAUUUUGGCUGACAGUUGACUAAGUGGAUUGCUCAACAAGUUCAAUGUCAGAAUGUUACACACAACAGUAUCUCUAAUUGUGAAAGACGUGAAUGUUUCAUUCCCUUUACCCGUCGUGACAAACUAUCAAGGAUGGCAACUUAUCCUAGUAUUUUGAAGUAUUCACCAUUCAGUUCCUUGGUAGAGCCAAGUUUUUGGCAUAAAUUAGCCCAACUUAAAUUGGAUGUGGAUAGAUUGGAUGAAACAGAACGUAAAAUAUGGGGCAUGUAUCAUAUGACUCCAGUGCCAAAUCGAGUUUCACGGUUUAUUUUAGAUUGCACAGCAUUCAAUAGCGAUUUUAAUCAACCCCUUAACACCAUGGGUGCAUAUGGGGCCCUUUUGAAUAAAAAUACAAUAGAAUCAUUUAAAUCAACUGACAAAAUGGCAUUACUAAAGGAACAUGGCAUGAAAAUGGUAGAGAGUAUUAAGAGCGGAGAAGCCUUGAUGAACCCUGCACUAUUAACUAGAUUUCUACUUCUUACAUUCUCUGAUCUCAAGAAGUAUCGCUUUUAUCACUGGUUUGCUUUUCCGGCAUUUAGUGUUCCAAAUGCAAACAUCAAUAUUGUCAGUCCUCCAAGAAAACUCACUGAUGUAUUCACCAAUCACCAAUUACUAGCUCUUUAUGAGAAGUACUUCACUAUUCCAGAGUGGAAUCAAAAAGUUGCCUUUAUUUGUGAAGUGAACGAAUUAACUACGAAGUGUUAUUCUCUCACUGAGGUUAAAACACUGUUCAGCAAAUCUAAUAAUGCAAAAGUGAAUGAACUAUAUCUGGUUAUUUCAGAUCCUUCUACUCUGCCUCAGAACCCGGGAUGGACUCCACGAAAUAUAUUGCAUAUGCUAGCAUAUCAUUGCCCAGAUAUUUGCCAACAACACAUCAGAGUGAUCUGUUUACGUCUUUCUUGCCAAACACAAGAUGCUAGUUCUGAUCAAAGUCUUCUGUUUGAAGUUGUGUUGCCUUAUGUUAAUUUGAAUGAUGAUGAAUUUGUGGAAAGUUUACAAUGGGUAGGCUGGGAACGUCACCCCAACGGUAAAAUGGUUCCUCGAACAACAGAUUUAAGUGAGGAAAUGGAUCCUUCUCGACUUGCUGAAUCUUCAGUUGAUUUAAACUUAAAGCUCAUGAAGUGGCGCCUUGCUCCAAAAUUGGACUUGGACAUAAUUAAGAAAACCAGCUGCCUCUUGCUCGGAUCUGGAACUUUAGGGUGUGCAGUUGCUCGCACAUUAUUGGGUUGGGGUGUGCGAACAAUUACAUUAGUGGAUAAUGGUCGAGUCUCGUACUCCAAUCCUGUGCGUCAGAGUCUUUUUACACAUACUGAUUGCAUUAAUGGAGGCCGACCAAAAGCAGAAGCUGCAGCUGAUGCAUUACGGGCAAUUUUUCCAGGAGUUAAAGCCAGAGGCGUUCAGUUAACAAUACCAAUGCCAGGCCAUGUAGUAGGAGAAAGUAUGUAUGCUGAAGCCGCUUGCAGAGUUGAAAUUUUAGAAAAGCUUGUUGAAGAUCAUGAUGUGGUGUUUCUUUUAAUGGAUUCACGUGAAAGUCGAUGGCUCCCUACUCUUCUUGCGGCUAUUCACAAAAAAAUUACGAUAUGCUCAGCUUUAGGUUUUGAUACCUAUUUGGUUAUGCGACAUGGCGUGCUUCCAAAAAUGGAUUCAGAUGUUGAUAAUGAUAGUGCUGGUACUACUUCGGAAAAAAGUUCUAAUCUCGGAUGUUAUUUUUGUAAUGAUGUUACCGCACCUGGAAAUUCUCAAGUAGAUAGAACUCUGGAUCAACAGUGCACUGUUACUCGACCAGGAUUAUCCUUUGUUGCUGCUGGUUUGGCUGUUGAAUUAAUGGUGUCUUUGUUACAACAUCCAUUGAAGGCACAAGCACCUCCAGCAUGUGAAUCAGAUGCUGAGAGUGGCCCUUUGAGUAUUGUACCACAUUCGUUACGUGGGUUCCUGUCUCAGUUUACGCAAAUUUUACCUGCCAGCCCUCGUUUUGGAAAUUGUAUUGCAUGUUCUGAACAGGUUUUAAAUGAGUACUCUAAGCAUGGCUUCAAGUUCUUGUUGAAAGUAUUCAAUGAUCCCAAAUACUUAGAAGAUGUUGCUGGUUUAACAGAACUCCAUGAGCAAACAGAGGAAGCAGAAAUACUUAUGUGGAGCGAUGAUUCUGAAAUAGAAUGAAAGAGUAGUAUGGUCAUCACUACUUAUCCACAAACACAAACUAUCUUUCCUAAUCAUUCUUGUUGAAUGACUUUCUUCAGUUCUCUCAAGAAGCAUGCUCAAAUUGCAAAGCAAGUGCUUUAAUUAUGCAUCAUAUGAGACAGCUUGCAAAAUUGAAUGCAGCUUUUAUGUUCACUUGAAAUUCUGCUGCACUUUUCAAACAUGGAGGAAUAUCUAGCACAUGCUUCUCGUUUUCCUGGUCACAUCAGAUAGAUGGUUUGAAACAAAAGGCUAGUACAAAAAGUUUGUUACGAAAUUACAAUUUACUUAGAUGUGACUUGCUAUCACUAGUGAAUUAUUGUUCUCUUAUAAAUUAACUUGUGCAUAGCAAAUUUUUAAGAGCAGAGCUCUGUGUAUCAUAUUGGUGUAUAUAUAUUUUUACCUAAAGCUCGAAUUGAAUACUUUGUCAUCAACAUUAUUUCCAUGUAUUAUCAAUUUUGAAAUGUGAGAAUUAUCUGACUAUGUUUUCAUUCAAGGAAGACUACAAUUAAACAUUGAAAUUAUCAUUACACUUCAGCAAAUGGCAGUAAAAUGAAAAGAUACAAACGAAAGGAUGGGUGGGGGGAGAAAGAAAGAAAAUGAAAAAAUCUGUCAUGAAAAAAAUAUCUUGAUCGUUUUUCUUGAAAGCUAACUUACAGAUUUUUUGUAGAUGUUUUGUUGUAAGAUUAGAGUAAUCCUUUUUGCAUAUCAAUAUUAUUUUGUCAUCACUUUUGAAAUCAUGAAGUUAUGAAGUAUUUUUUUUAUAUUUUGUUGCAGUUGUAUACUGCUGAAUUGAAGGACCAAUUAAUUGUUUUCUAAUGAGUGUUGUUUGAGCUACAGUACUUCAUUAUUGAUUAAUGAAUAUACUGCUUGCUAUUGUUUUAAAUAAAAUAUGAAUAUUUAGACAUUU
Gryllus bimaculatus (two-spotted cricket) is the source of this 3132-nucleotide messenger RNA. Lineage: Eukaryota; Metazoa; Arthropoda; Insecta; Orthoptera; Gryllidae. The record is from the annotation of a GenBank genome assembly.